This is a messenger RNA of Syngnathus typhle (broad-nosed pipefish), 805 nucleotides long. Its product is annotated as molybdopterin synthase catalytic subunit. Bases 249 to 788 code for a protein of 179 amino acids. The transcript has 6 exons. Gene Ontology annotation, cellular component: cytosol. Gene Ontology annotation, molecular function: molybdopterin synthase activity. The record is from RefSeq and is a predicted model, not a curated record. Gene Ontology annotation, biological process: Mo-molybdopterin cofactor biosynthetic process. NCBI's taxonomy places the organism in Eukaryota, Metazoa, Chordata, Actinopteri, Syngnathiformes, Syngnathidae.
GUGUGCGUCUUGUACUUUGCUGAGAGCGCCGAGCUCAGCGGCCUGCGUGAGGAGCCCUUACAAGUGGACACGCCAAUCAGCAGUCGGGACCUUUGGACUCGCUUGCUAGGACAACACCCCAGGUUGCGGGCCUUGCAGGGGCACGUUGUGUUGGCCGUGCGCCAUCAGUACGUCGCCGUCGACGACCGGGAGCCGCUGACGCUGCGAGACGGAGACGAGAUCGCCGUGGUGCCGCCGCUGAGCGGAGGAUGAGCAGCCCAUCGCCGCCCAUCGCGGCGGCGGCGGAGGCGGCAGCAGCAGAGGAGGCGCGGAACAUCUUCCAGCUGAGCCGCCAUCGGCUGUCCGUCGACAAUGUAGUGGCAGCAGUCGCCAGCGCCUCCUGCGGCGCCAUUUCUCUCUUCAUAGGUACCACGCGCCAGGACCGCUCGGACGGCGGGAAGGUGAUCGGUCUGGAGUACGAGGCGUACGAGGCCAUGGUCCGGUCGGAGCUGGCCGAGCUGUGCCGGCGCCUGCGGGCGCGUUGGCCCGACCUCGUGCACAUCUGCGUGCACCAUCGCCUCGGGUGGGUGGCUGUGGGAGAGGCCAGCGUGGUGGCGGCCGUCUCGUCUCCGCACCGCCGCCAAGGCCAGCAGGCCCUCGCUAACCUGCUGGACGGCCUGAAGGCCAACGUGCCCGUGUGGAAGAAGGAAGUGUACGAGGAUCGCGGGAGCAGCUGGAAGGAAAACGCUGAGUGUGCCUGGGCCAGUUGCCACGGCAGCCACACCGCUUCCACACCCAUGGAUCAAUAAAGGCGGCAAACUUGUCA